GGCUCACAGCAGACGCAAACGGUGAAGCGAGAGCCGUGCAGCUAGAGAAGGCGCAUUGGAGGGUGCUGACGAAAGAAAUGUGCGCGAGUACUUGACGACAGCGGUAGUCAAAGCCAGCCCUCAUAACUCAUCUGCUGUGAUUCUUCGACCUCGAAGAUCUCGGAGAGCCGGCGUCAUGGCUGCCGCGCUCGGAACCCCGCUGGCCUAUUGCGCUUUGUCGAUUCGGCCUUCAUCUCGCUGUCUAUUCUUGAAUCCUUGCGGUGUUCGUCGAUUUCCCAUCACUUGUCUUCGAUCCUCAUCGUCUUCACCCUAUCUUCCCAGUGAAAGCGUAGCUGAUCCUUCCGCGACCGACUCCACCCAUUCUACCAGCGGCCGCUUUCUUGAUGGCUCGAACCUUGGAGAAGACGGGCUUGCUUACAAGCUUGUUGCCGAUAACGGGGAUACUUCCUUUGUCCAACGCACUCCCUCUGCGGAAUCCUUCAUCGAGAAACUCAUAUUUGACUUUCGAUUCUUGGCCCUUUUGGCUGUUGGCGGUUCACUCGCAGGUUCUUUGUUGUGCUUUCUAAAUGGAUGUGUUUACAUUGUUGAUGCAUACAAGGUUUAUUGGACAAGUUGUCUUAAAGGAGUUCAUACUGGGCAAAUGGUCCUUCGAUUGGUUGAGGCUAUUGAUGUCUAUCUUGCUGGUACGGUUAUGCUGAUAUUUGCAAUGGGCUUGUAUGGACUAUUCAUCAGCAAUUCACCACUCGGAGCGCCUCCUGCUGUGGACCGUGCUCUUAAAGGGUCUUCCUUGUUUGGCAUGUUCACAUUGAAGGAGCGACCAAAGUGGAUGAAAAUAAGCUCGCUUGAUGAACUUAAGACAAAGGUUGGACAUGUAAUUGUCAUGAUUCUUCUCGUCAAGAUGUUCGAAAGAAGCAAAAUGGUGGCAAUUACAACAGGAAUUGAUCUACUUAGUUAUUCCGUCUGCAUUUUCUUGUCAUCUGCAUCUCUGUAUAUUCUUCAUCAUCUUCAUAAGCCAGAGUAGUAUAGUUGGCUUAUUUUGUAUAAAUUAAACUUCUUUGUAAUCCAGACAUGUUUCUGCAUCUACUAAGUGUUUCCACUCACUUUUCACAACUAAAGCGGGCUUCGCAGUUCAUGAAGAUGUUUGUAUGAACCGACAAUGUGCAUCUUAUAGUACUAAGUUGCAGUCAAUUUUCACAGUUUAUU
Molecule: messenger RNA, 1203 nt
Organism: Dendrobium catenatum
Lineage: Eukaryota; Viridiplantae; Streptophyta; Magnoliopsida; Asparagales; Orchidaceae
Exons: 5
Coding region: 176-1021 (281 amino acids)
Source: RefSeq, a predicted model, not a curated record